This is a messenger RNA of Melampsora larici-populina 98AG31, 1104 nucleotides long. RefSeq lists its product as uncharacterized. NCBI's taxonomy places the organism in Eukaryota, Fungi, Basidiomycota, Pucciniomycetes, Pucciniales, Melampsoraceae. Gene Ontology annotation, molecular function: protein binding; 6-phosphogluconolactonase activity. The coding region runs from base 1 to 1104 and encodes 367 amino acids. The record is from RefSeq and is a predicted model, not a curated record. The transcript is spliced from 6 exons.
AUGUUCAUUGGAGGUUCUGGCAAGACCGUCGCCACCGUUACUUUUGAUAUCGUCAACAAGGUCUUCACCAAUGUUUCUCAAACCAUCAAAUUGGGAGAAAGUCCUUCAUGGCUCGUAUUGGACCCGACGAAAAAGAUCUUGAUCAGUACAUCUUCAGUGGGAAAUUUCGAUGGCAAAAACAAGACAGGAGGGAUUUUCUCGGCGCAGGUCAAUUCCAAUGGAGCCCUCACCAAGAUUUCCGCCUCCGAAUCUGCCGAUACACCAGUAGCCAGCGAGUUCAGUAAGGACGGUAAGCUCGUGGUUGUAGCAAGCUAUCGCGAUUAUACUAAAAAUUACUCAUCUAGUAAUGGUGGUGCUAUUACAACUUAUACCAUAGAUUCCUCUGGCGCUCUGUCGCCCAAGCCUAUUCAGACAUUCACUUUUGGGGGUUCAGGUCCUGUAAAGGAACGACAAGGCUCUGCGGCGGCCCACCAAGCUAGAUUCGACCCCACUGGCAAAUUCGUAUUUGUUCCAGACUUGGGUUCAGACAGGAUUCGGAUAUUUUCUGUCUCUGGGACUACUUUGAAGCAGACAAAGGAUUUUGCCGUCCAUGCAGGAUGUGGGCCUCGCCACAUGGAUUUCUUUUCCGGAGGAAAAAACGUUCAAGCUUACGUUAUUUGUGAAUUGUCAAAUGAGCUGUUGGUGCUAGAUUUAACUCUGGAAUCAGAAGCCACGUUUAAAUCAAAGCAAAAAAUCUCAACAUUACCACCUAAAACAAAUGGUACAACAAUGAACGCAGCAGAGGUCGCCAUCACACCUGAUGGAAAGUUUUGUUAUGCUUCUAAUCGACAAAAGGACCCAAAAGGCAAAGAUUCAGAUAACACAAUCGCCGUCUUCUCUCGCGAUGAAUCUGGGAAACUCGAAUCAGCUGGAUUCUUUCCUGCGGGUGGGAAAGGUCCUCGGUAUAUUGGUUUAAGUCCAGAUGGAGAUGCAAGAUUAUUGGUUGUUACGAAUGAAGACAGUAAUUUAGUGACCAUGCAUACAAGGGACAAAAAGACUGGUGCAUUAACUCAAAUUGCCAAAUCAGCACAGGAUAAACCAACGAUUGCAUUGUUCGAUGUUUAA